Molecule: messenger RNA, 1535 nt
Organism: Mustela lutreola (European mink)
Lineage: Eukaryota; Metazoa; Chordata; Mammalia; Carnivora; Mustelidae
Gene: FAM181B
Product: family with sequence similarity 181 member B
Exons: 1
Coding region: 102-1388 (428 amino acids)
Source: RefSeq, a predicted model, not a curated record
GCCGCGCGCGCCGCGCGGGUGCGGGAGCCGGGCCUGGGUCGCGGGCGGGAAUCGGCCGGGGGCUCACCGGCCGCGCGGCGGGCCGCUCGGGAGUCGCGGCGAUGGCGGUGCAGGCGGCGCUCCUCAGCACGCACCCGUUCGUCCCCUUCGGCUUCGGGGGCUCCCCGGACGGGCUGGGGGGCGCCUUCGGAGCCCUGGACAAGGGCUGCUGUUUCGAGGAUGAUGAGACCGGGACACCAGCGGGCGCGCUGCUGGCGGGCGCCGAGGGCGGGGACGUGCGCGAGGCCACCCGCGACCUGCUCAGCUUCAUCGACUCGGCGUCCAGCAACAUCAAGCUGGCACUGGACAAGCCCGGCAAGUCGAAGCGGAAGGUGAACCACCGCAAGUACCUGCAGAAGCAGAUCAAGCGCUGCAGCGGCCUCAUGGGCACCGCGGCCCCCUGCCCGCCCUCUCCAGGCGCUGCGGAUACACCGGCCAAGCGGCCGCUCGCCGCCCCGGGCGCCCAGACCGUCGCGGUCCCGCCCCACGGCAAGGCGGCUCCUCGGCGGGAGGCAUCGCAGGCCGCGGCUGCCGCCAGCCUGCAGAGCCGGAGCCUCGCCGCGCUCUUCGACUCGCUGCGCCACGUCCCUGGGGGCGACGAGCGGGCCGGGGGUUCGGUGGCGGCGCGGGUGGCCGGGCUCGGUGGAGCGGGCGCUGGGGGCUCGGGAGGGGACGCGGCCGGCUCCGCGGGAGGUACGGCAGUCCCCGGCGCCAGGAAGGUCCCGUUGCGAGCCCGCAACCUGCCCCCGUCCUUCUUCACCGAGCCGUCCAGGGCGGGCGGCAGCGGUUGCGGCCCGUCGGGGCCCGGAGUGAGCUUGGGCGAUUUGGAGAAGGGCGCGGGCGCGGAAGCCGUGGAGUUCUUCGAGCUGCUGGGUCCCGACUACGGCGCCGGCACCGAGGCGAGUGUCUUGCUCGCCGCGGAGCCUCUCGAUGUUUUUCCCACGGGAGCCGCCGUCUUGCGGGGUCCCCCGGAGCUGGAGCCUGGUCUCUUUGAGCCGCCACCGGCGAUGGUGGGGAGCCUACUGUACUCCGAGUCCUGGAGCGCCCCAGGCUGCCCUCCGACCAAGAAACCGCCGCUGGCCGCCCCCCGCGGCGGCUUGACCUUGAAUGAGCCCUUGCGCCCCCUGUACCCCACUGCGGCGGACUCUCCCGGCGGCGAGGAUGCGCCCGGCCUCUUGGCGUCUUUCGCCCCCUUCUUCUCAGACUGCGCCCUGCCCCCGCCACCGCCGCCGCAUCAGGUGUCCUACGAUUACAGCGCGGGCUACAGCCGCACGGCUUACUCCAGCCUCUGGAGACCGGACGGGGUUUGGGAAGGGGCGCCCGGGGAGGAGGGGGCGCACCGGGACUAAGGGAGAGGUGCCGUUGCGGGUUUUGAGACUGCUGUGGGGAGCUCCCGCCUCCGGGUUUCUCCUAUGCCUAAGAACGCUGGAAAGUGCACGUGGAGAUGAAACGGGGUUUUAAAAUAUUCAAUUAAUAAAAGAAACUUAAGAAAAAGA